AUGCCUCGAAUACGCCCCUCAGCCCUCAUAAAAGCCUACCGAGACAAUCCACUCCUCCCAUUACUUCUAAAAGAAUGCCGUACCCUCGGAUCAGCACGCAAUGAACUUCGCUGGCUGCGCGAACACGCGCUUCGCACCAGCCAGACGCGAACGCGCCAACAACCAAACCCAACAACACCACUGGCAGAAUGGAAGAUGCACCUGAUAUCCAUGUGUCGCCAAAGAUCACGCGGCUAUCCGCUCCAAUAUAUCCUAGGUGACCAACCAUUCGGUGACCUAGAGAUCCUCUGCCGACCCGGCGUAUUAAUCCCAAGGCCAGAUACAGAAUCUUAUGUUGUUCAAGCAGCCAAGUUAGUGGAGCAGAUGGCCACGGCCUCAGAGAGGUCUUCUACAUCUACCGACAAAAAUGAUCCAAAACCGCUACGGAUCUUAGAUCUCUGCACAGGAACAGGAUGCAUAACCCUCCUCCUCCACGCCCUUCUGUCCCCGCGAUUCGAACACCUCCGCGUAAUGGGCAUAGACAUUAGUUCCAAAGCAUUAAGUCUAGCACGCAAAAAUCUGGACCAUAAUCUGCAACAGGGCUUAUUGACCCAUCGUGCAUCGACCGAUAUACAAUUCCACCGCGCGGAUGUCUUGGGAUUUCCCCCGGGUGCUGAUGGCGGUGAUGAUGCUGACGGAAUCCCAAACGUGGAGAAAAUUCUUUCUGAAUACUUCGAUCAACCUGGAGAAACGGAAAUGAGCGAAGCUCCCCUCAACCUUGAACCCGGGUGUGAUCUACUCAUAUCGAACCCGCCCUAUAUUUCGAGCAGUGAUUUUCGGAACGGGACUACUGCGCGAAGUGUGAGGCUUUUCGAACCGAAAUUGGCUCUGGUUCCUCCUCUCCCGCCUCAAUUUCAACAAUCUCCUAAUCCUACUCCUACUCCUACUUCUGCCAUGGGGGACGUCCGGCCUGAGGAUAUAUUCUAUCGCCGUAUCCUUGAGUUAUCAUAUAAACUACGAACGAAAGUGACAGUUCUGGAAUGUGGUGAUAUCAAACAGGCUGAACGGGUUAUUGAAAUGCAUAACUUUAUGGCUCCGGGACAGGAUCGCUUCCAAGAUCCGUUUGAUGUGCAAGUCUGGCCGAAUAAUGAGCAGGAUAUGGCUUUUUAUGGCUUUCAUCAUAAUGAAGGGUCGAGGUGUGUGAUUAUUCAAAGGGGGGUUAGGUCAAGUGAUAGCAAGUGA
Messenger RNA from Penicillium cosmopolitanum, 1221 nucleotides. RefSeq names its product N5-glutamine methyltransferase family protein. Gene Ontology annotation, biological process: methylation. Gene Ontology annotation, molecular function: methyltransferase activity; nucleic acid binding. The transcript is spliced from 2 exons. Gene Ontology annotation, cellular component: mitochondrion. Lineage: Eukaryota; Fungi; Ascomycota; Eurotiomycetes; Eurotiales; Aspergillaceae. The record is from RefSeq and is a predicted model, not a curated record. Bases 1 to 1221 code for a protein of 406 amino acids.